CUUAUUCACUGGACGGUUAUGUGUAAACAUUGAAUGGUGGCAGAUGGUGAGAGAAAUUAAGUCUUCCCUCUCAAGGGAGAUGCCUUGAUAUGGAAAGAAGACAGAGUAGCAUAGUCGAGAACAAGAGAGAAUGGGGAAUACCAGCAUAAAGGAAGCGGAUGAGUGGACAGAAGGCAGUCACAGCCUUGAUAUUUCUUGUAAAUUCACCCCAAGUCAGUAUCUUAAGCACACAUCUGGGGAAUUUAUUGAAGGCUGUCUGUCUGCUCUGCCAUGGGAAAUAUAUUACAACACUGUCUCUAUGUAUGAGAGCGUAAAUGCUAGUUUUAAUUUCAUCAAUGAGAUUCCAGAGGAGCUGAGUCUUCACAUACCACAUCUACGAUCUCUCAAUAUCAGUCAUAACCAAAUCACCAGUCUUCCCAACUCCUUCAGUCUUCUGCUUCAUCUGCGAUUGUUAGAUCUGUCACACAACAAGCUGAGAGUACUGCCGCAACCUCUUACCCGCUUACAACAGCUCCAUACUCUCAAUGUGGCCAAUAAUGGUCUCUCUGAGCUGCCAGCAACUAUAUCAAAACUUCAGAGUCUAGAGAAACUGAAUGUGAGCAACAAUCGUCUACGAGCACUUCCCGGCACUCUAGUGGAGUGCCCCAGGCUCCAUGUAUUAGUUACUGGUGGGAAUGAUCUUAUCCAUCCACCUCAAGCCAUCUGUGAUACCGGCUCAGAAGCCACAUUACAGUUCCUAAGAGAGAGGCAUCUACCCACCAGUCAACAGGGUACUGCAGUGAAGAGGAGUGUAUUUACUCGAGUAAGAGGACAGCAGGUGUUGGCCAGUGUGUCUAACCCAGAGUCUGCAAGUAUGGAAUACCGUCAGGCCCAGGGAACAUCACGGACAAAUAAGCGCAGGUGCCCAUUGAUGCCACCAGUUUCUGCAAGUACCCUUAAGCCUGACCAGCUCAGAGAUAUGCUUCUUGGGUUGUUAUAUGGCAUGGCAAUUGGUGAUGCUAUGGCACUGAGCACUGAAGGAUUAAAUGUUGAUGAGUGCCUCUUCUUUUACGACCCGGAAAAUCUCUCCUUGGACGAUAGAAUUUCUGAUUAUCUUCGUGCACAUUUUCCUCCCCAUGACUGGUCUUCCAAUACUGAUAUUAUGUUGCUAACACUAGAGUCUUUGAUGAGAUGGGGAGGUGUUGUGGAUGAGCUGGAGCUGGCCUCACAACUUGACCAGUGGAGGAUUCAUGGGUAUGCUGACCUUGAUCCCUCACUCUGGUCACCUGCUCUUCCAUUCAUUGGUGAAAAAGUGAUAACUAUGGAGGGCUACUCUGCCAACCCUCAUGCUGCUGCACAAGCUGUCUAUAGGCAAGUGAAAGAAGAAAUGUCAAGAGGAAUACACACUGUGCAAUCCCAGGAUACAUCUCUGUCUCCCUUCUGUUCUCUCCUAGGGGUUCCAAAUUUCUACAUGGAUCAUGAAGUUAAGAUGAAUGCAGAGAGAAUUUGCAAAGCUACACAUGCUGACCCGGUGGCACAAGCAGCUUGCAUUUUCUUAGCUCUUUUAAUAUCUUCAGUACUUCAGGGUAAAGCUGGUGAUGGUGCUGCUUCUAUCACCUGCCUAAUUAAUGACUUGAAGGAGGCUGUAGAAGUGUAUCUCUCGGACAGUAAGGACAAGAAGAGAUUUAAUUCAGCAUUUCUGAAUAAAGAUAUAAAAUCGCUUCAUGGUUGUGAUGUUUUGACUUCUUUAAGUUUGUUGAUGAUUUCCUUGUCAAGUGAAAAUUAUAAUUUCAAAGAGCAGAUUACACGUAUUAUAAUGAGAGGUGGUGAUGGAGUGUGUGUUCAUGCAAGUGUUGUUGGUAGUGUCCUGGGCGCUCUGCUUGGAUAUUCACAACUCCCACAAGACUGGCUAUUUCAGCUUCCUCAAGAAAAUAUUGAAUUGAUGAAUAAUAAACUAAAUUUGUUACUAGAUCUCUUUGGAUUGCCAUAAAUACAGAAAAAAAUGUAUUUCCCAUUAUGAUGAAACACUAUUGUAGAAGGAUUUGUGUUAACAGGUAUUUUUUCUCAAAUUGUCAAAGCAUGCAUGAAAUAAGACACUUUUUACUCCAUGAAUUGUAAUAAUAAUAAUGAAAAGUUUUGUAAAAUUGCAGCAAUUCUUCGUGAAUGUUUUAUUUUUUAAUGGCCCACUAUAUUCACCUAUGUACUCACCUAUAUGUGGUUGCAGGGGUUGAUUCACAGCUCCUGGCCCAUAUACUGGCACUUGAAGGUGAAAAUUAAUUAUCCAAGGUGCUAUGUUAGAUCAAACAUUGACAUGAAACUAAUGUACUCAGUAUAUAUUAUGUAAAAUGCUGCUAGACCAAUAUAUUCAGUGUGAAUUAUCUUAAUUCUUUAUUCCAAGGGAGUAGGUCUGUCUUGUUUUCACUCUAUAUAAUCACUAGACACUCUUCAUUUUUUUAGAUUUUUAUUAAUAGUGUUCUUAUAGCAAAGUGAACUCCAGUGGAGAUAAUAAAACAGCAUACUGUAUAACAUUAGUAAUAUAUAUUUUUCAUCAUUCUGCUUAGCUGUAUUGGAUUGUAUUUCAUGAAGCACAAAAUCUGUGUGGGUAAUUUAGUGAAAGGAGCAGUGAAGACUCAAUUUUCCGUCCGAUAAUCACAGUCUAAUGGUCUCUGACCAGUCAGGCUGAAGACAGCCUAAGUGUGAAGCUCAGCUGUACUACUCUCAUACCGUAAUAAUGUUGGUAGAAUUACUGACAAUAUGUUAGGUAAAAGGACAUGUGUGCAACUAAUUCAACAUUUUAUUGUGACAAUUUUUUGCUCUCCAGGAGCUUUGUCAAGCUUCUAGAGAGCAAAACAUUGCAACAGUAAAACAGUUGUACAUGUGUCCUUUUACCUAACAUAUACUUAUACUACUGUUUUAUUGUCUCGCUGUGGUUUAUUUGCGCUGUUGACCAGUUUUAUUACCUUGUUGUUUUUGGUUAUAGAUCUUAUCUUUAAUCUUCUUCCAGACAAUAAUAUAACGGAGCUUUGCCAUAUAUCACUGCUGCCAUUAUAUUCAUAGUAUGUACAUUAUAUUUUCUUACUACAUUUUCAACACAUUGCAAGGCAGCAAAUGACAUCCUUGCAACAGUUUAUUCACAUUGUGAAUAAAAUUUUAUAUAGUCA
This is a messenger RNA of Cherax quadricarinatus, 3140 nucleotides long. NCBI's taxonomy places the organism in Eukaryota, Metazoa, Arthropoda, Malacostraca, Decapoda, Parastacidae. The record is from RefSeq and is a predicted model, not a curated record.